Messenger RNA from Aricia agestis (brown argus), 1919 nucleotides. RefSeq names its product prolactin-releasing peptide receptor-like (gene NGR-A10). Gene Ontology annotation, molecular function: neuropeptide binding; neuropeptide Y receptor activity. The transcript is spliced from 4 exons. NCBI's taxonomy places the organism in Eukaryota, Metazoa, Arthropoda, Insecta, Lepidoptera, Lycaenidae. Bases 322 to 1608 code for a protein of 428 amino acids. Gene Ontology annotation, biological process: G protein-coupled receptor signaling pathway. Gene Ontology annotation, cellular component: neuron projection; plasma membrane. The record is from RefSeq and is a predicted model, not a curated record.
GCGGAGCGGACGGGACGACGCGGAAAAUCGCGAAAAUUCAUUUCCUCUCGAGUGAAAAUUAAUAGACAUUUGCUGAAAAACGUUGUUAUUAAGUCGUUGAUAUAAUUUUUUGAGUUUGAUGUAGUAAAGUUUUAACUUUGUUGUAAAGUUUGGAGACUUUCGAUUGUGACACAUCUUCGUUGGAGUUUAUUAUGUCCUCGAGAUGAAGCAGCUCAAGUAGACACGAAUCCAGACAAUCAGAAUGUCAAUUAGGAAGGAAAAGACGAGGAGAUAUCAUGACAGCGAACCUCCGAUUAUGAUAUAGAUAGGACCAACAAAAGUAUGCAUACCGAAUGGGGCAACGAAACGUUAUACAAUGAGAGCAACGCUUACGAUAAGAGCCAAAAUGAAAGCAACGCUGAUCCGAUCGAGGACAUAGCGGUCCAGGCAGCCUUCUGCGCAGCGUAUAGCGUCAUAUUUGUAGUCGGACUGUUCGGUAAUGCCCUAGUCUGCUAUGCGGUGAUCAGGAACCGGGCGAUGCAAACUGUCACCAAUCUAUUCAUCACGAAUUUAGCUCUGUCUGACAUAUUGCUAUGCGUGUUUGCCGUUCCGUUUACACCUCUCUACACGUUCCUCGGCAGAUGGGUUUUCGGCAGCCUGCUGUGCCAUAUAAUGCCCUACGCCCAGGGCUGCAGCAUCUAUAUUUCCACGCUCACGCUCACGUCGAUCGCUAUAGACAGAUUCUUUGUCAUAAUCUACCCGUUUAAGCCCCGCAUGAAGAUUAAAACGUGCAUCGGUCUCAUUGUUUGCAUCUGGGUUUUCUCUCUCAUAGUCACGUUUCCGUACGGCUACUACAUGGCUUUCCACGACAUUUACUGCUCGGAGAAGUGGCCAUCGGAUCAGAUCAGGAAGGCUUUCGGGGCCGGCACCACCAUAAUGCAAUUCGUCAUACCGUUCAUAGUGAUGGCGUUCUGUUACACCUGCGUCAGUAUAAAACUGAACGACAGAUUGAAAUCUCGUCCGGGCAGCAAGAACAGUAAGAAAGAGGAUGCCGAGAGGGAAAGAAAGAGACGGACGAAUAGAAUGCUGAUCGCGAUGGUCACGAUAUUCGGUGUAUCGUGGCUCCCUCUCAACUCAAUAAACAUAAGCAGCGAUUUCUACUCGUUUGCGGAGGAUUGGAAGUAUUACAUGGUUCUAUUUUUCGUCGCCCACUUCAUAGCGAUGUCGUCGACGUGCUACAAUCCGUUCCUGUACGCAUGGCUGAACGAGAAUUUCCGCAAGGAAUUCAAGCAGAUUUUGCCGUGCUUGGGCGCUUUGGUGACGAAAAAGUCGAAGCGGAACUUCAACCAGUCGGAAAAAACAGGGAUGUAUAGAUCGGAGAAAACGUGCAACGGGAACGAGACUAUACAGGAAUCUCUCCUGACGUCGACUGUGAAUAAGGUGCCAUCGGUGCGGUAUAAGAUUCAGGACGAGACUAUGAAGGUAUAUCUAUACGACGAGGAGAAUGUCAGUCCAGAUGAAAAGCCGGUGGGAAACCCUAGUCCGGACGAAGACGUUAUCAACAUGUACAUGCUUGUAGAUAAAUCUAUAAAAACUUCGGAAAAGGAACCAAUCGUCUCUGCCCUUUAAAUUGUGAUACUGCCGACAUCACCGAACUACGUGUAUAGUUGAAAAUUAUACAUAUUUUUGUAAAUUAUACUUAGGAGAUGUCAGAUGUAUAAUAAUGUAGAUAAUAUUAUGUAAGUGUAAAUAAACUACUGAAAAGAGUUUGCACCGAUAAAGUUAUAUAACUAGUUUGAGCCCAUUGGCGCGAAACCUUUUCAAAUAAGUCGUGUUAUAGUUAUUUAAUUUAACUAUAGUUAAGUCAAUAAAGUUAAGAUUAAUAGUGUAUGUCUGCCUUGUAUAUUGUCAAUGAGAAAAUAGUGCAAUUCGAUGUUAUU